ACUAAACCAGUUGGAUGAAGCUCACUUAUCAGUCACGAAUAAGAAACAAAAAGCAGUAUAAAGGAGUUCCACCAGCACUCAUGACAGCAGCAACAUGACUUCUAUCAUUUUGGUCUUGGCCCUUGUUGCCAGUGCAUCUGGCUGUGGAACCCCAGCCAUUAAGCCUGAUACUACCCGCGUGGUCAAUGGCGUGGAUGCCCGCCCCAACAGCUGGCCUUGGCAGAUCUCUCUGCAGUAUGAGAGAAAUGGUGAGUACAGACACACCUGUGGUGGAUCCCUCAUCGCUACCAACUGGGUUAUGACUGCUGCCCACUGCAUUGAUCUGAAGCUGAAUUAUCGUGUGGUUGUGGGCAAGCACAACCUGGCAGAGGCUGAGCCCAGUGCUCAGGCUUACUUCCCAGCUAAGAAAGGAAUCAUCGUGCACAAACACUAUAACCCUGUCCUCCUGUCAGUAGGCAAUGACAUCGCCAUGAUCAAGCUGGCAGAGCAUGUGACUCUGAGUGACCAGGUCCAGCUGGCUUGUGUCCCCGCCCCCGGAACCAUCCUGUCCAAUAAUUACCCCUGCUACAUCACCGGCUGGGGAAGACUCACCACCGGAGGUCCCACCCCCGACACCCUCCAGCAGGCCCUGAUGCCCGUGGUGGACCACAAUACGUGUACCCAGAGCGACUGGUGGGGCGUGUCCAUUCGCAGGUCCAUGGUCUGCGCCGGCGGGGACGGAGUGGUGGGAGGCUGCAACGGUGACUCUGGUGGCCCACUGAACUGUAAGAACUCUGCGGGAGUAUGGGAGGUGCAUGGCAUUGCUAGCUUCGUCUCCGGCCAGGGCUGCAACUACAUCAAGAAACCCACCGUCUUCACCCGCGUCUCCGACUACAAUGAGUGGAUUGAUGAGACCAUGAUGGACAACUAAGACGUGUCGGUGUGCUCUUCAAAUAAAGACCUAUAAAUACAUGAGAAAA
Oncorhynchus mykiss (rainbow trout) is the source of this 959-nucleotide messenger RNA. Its product is annotated as chymotrypsin-like elastase family member 2A. NCBI's taxonomy places the organism in Eukaryota, Metazoa, Chordata, Actinopteri, Salmoniformes, Salmonidae. Gene Ontology annotation, biological process: proteolysis. The record is from RefSeq and is a predicted model, not a curated record. Gene Ontology annotation, molecular function: serine-type endopeptidase activity.